UUAUUUGUUUUAAUUUUAGAGCGACAAAAUUGGAGACGACGUUUGGAGCCGAUCACAGUUUGUCUUCAAGUUCCUAUACCGAAAAUAAUCGCUCAAAUCUUGCAUCUACUCCACAUCGACAAGUUCCAGCAGGUACAGGAUCUCAGUUUAUGUGCGAAGACGAAGAAGGCGAAUUCAUGAACCAGAGCCACCUCAGUGAUUUGAAAGCCGGGCGGUGUAAUAUCAAAGAUCAGCAGCUAGUAAGGAUCAGCGAGCUUCAAAGACGAAACACGCUCUGCCUCCCCCAUCUUCAAAGUUCCUAUCCUGUUGAAACUCAAAUGCAUUCCAUUGCCGAAUUUACAGACGACGCUCUGAGAAAAGGGACUGCGGUCGAGGACAAAAUUUUAAAAGUGGUAGAUUCAAACAGCAAAAUACCCAUCAAAGACAGGCAAGUCAGAAGUAAAUCGUCGUCCACCAAACGUAAAGUCAUAGAAGAAAGAGAUCCCAAAUCUACGAAAGCAAAAUACACCAUUCACCCUUCUACCUAUCAUAAACCUGGCCCUCCUACUCCGGGAAGGAAGAACGAAGAAUCCUCCUCCAAGGCGACGCCGACGCCAAGAAAGAGGAUCUUGUCAAACAAGGAAAACAAUCCGACGGCCACCCCGAACACCCAUCGUAGAUUUAACUUCAAAACUCCUUCCAGCAUCAAAAAAUUAUGGAAGUUGCGAAGAAUUCACACACCCAAGAACGAAAAGGGUAGGAAGAAUGGCAACGAAUAACGGCAAAGGACACAUAUAACUUUUUGGUACAGGUAGAUUUAAAUUUUAAAUGUUGAUAACUUUUAUAAAUUAAAUGUGUAUAUAUUAAAUUCUGGAAAAAUGUUUAAAUGGUUUAAAUUGUGAUGAUAUUUCUUUUAUCAUUCCAAAAAUAUUUUUACUUUUAUUCCUAUUGUGAGAUACUGUUACAAGAAUAUUGUAUUUUCUUUAAAUAAAAGGUUUUAAAU
This is a messenger RNA of Centruroides sculpturatus (bark scorpion), 982 nucleotides long. Its product is annotated as nuclear mitotic apparatus protein 1-like. NCBI's taxonomy places the organism in Eukaryota, Metazoa, Arthropoda, Arachnida, Scorpiones, Buthidae. The coding region runs from base 150 to 758 and encodes 202 amino acids. The transcript has 3 exons. The record is from RefSeq and is a predicted model, not a curated record.